Messenger RNA from Drosophila serrata, 3517 nucleotides. RefSeq names its product SH3 domain containing ring finger posh (gene POSH). Gene Ontology annotation, cellular component: cytoplasm. NCBI's taxonomy places the organism in Eukaryota, Metazoa, Arthropoda, Insecta, Diptera, Drosophilidae. The record is from RefSeq and is a predicted model, not a curated record. Gene Ontology annotation, molecular function: protein binding.
UCCACGAGAACAGGUCACACUAAAAUCAAAACAGCAAAAAAAUUAGUUUAGGAACGGAUUUAAAAAGUAGUUUUAUUAAUAAAUAACCGUGAGAGUAAAACUUAAAGUGGCGACCAAUUAAAAAUGUGGCAUUAGUAGAUGUUGUUAUAUGACAUUUCCGAGUCCGUGAGCCGUAAAAAGCUUUUCAUUUUAUCCACCUGGCCCCAACUGUGUGACCUGAGCUGUGCCGAGCCCCAAGAAGCUGGUUUUAUAUCCGUGUGCAUACACAUCCGCUUAGCAUAAUGGCCACGAGCUUCUGUUGCACUUAAUAAACUUAAACAAUUAAUCCAAAUACGCUGCAUCGCUGAAAAAAGAGAUAAUGUGAAUCACAGCAUUUAAACCGAACUGUAGUUAUUAGUUUGCAACCCAUUCGAAUAAUACAUUCAUAUUUCCCAAGCGCGACUUCGAAUUGCCAGUUUUAGUGUGUUGGUGUGCGUGUGCCCGCUUGCUUGUGUGUGGCGUUUUGGAAUGUUGCCCUGCACGAAAUUCAAAUAGUGACCAUCCUUGAGUCGAGCUUUGCUUCGCUUUGCAUAAAAGAUCGCGAUGGACGCGCACACGCUAAACGACCUGUUGGAGUGUUCCGUCUGCCUGGAGCGGCUGGACACCACCUCGAAAGUGCUUCCCUGCCAGCACACCUUCUGUCGCAAAUGCUUGCAGGACAUUGUGGCCAGCCAGCACAAGCUGCGCUGCCCGGAAUGCCGCAUUCUGGUCUCGGUGAGAAUUGACGAGCUUCCACCGAACGUAUUGCUGAUGCGAAUAUUGGAAGGCAUGAAACAGUCCGCCGCCCCAGGUAAAGGCGACAGCAAGACUGAGCAGUCUGAGACGCAGCCGGAGAAGCUGAAAUCGCAGACAUCACCGGAGUCGAAGGCUACGCCAGGCAGUCAUAUCCAGAUAAAGCCGCCAUCUCAGCAGCAGACACAAUCUCACCAGCAACAACAGCCGGCACGCCAGAAGCAGCGCCGCUUCCUACUCCCCCAUGCCUAUGCUCUCUUCGAUUUCGCCUCCAGUGAAGCCAGCGACCUUAAGUUCAAAAAGGGGGAUUUGAUACUGCUCAAGCAUCGCAUUGACAACAAUUGGUUCGUGGGCCAGGCCAACGGCCAGGAGGGCACCUUCCCCAUCAACUACGUUAAGGUGGCGGUGCCGUUGCCCAUGCCGCAAUGCAUCGCUAUGUACGACUUUAAAAUGGGGCCCAACGACGAGGAGGGAUGCCUCGAAUUCAAAAAGAGCACGGUGAUCCAUGUUCUGCGGCGUGUUGAUCACAAUUGGGCUGAAGGACGCAUAGGACAGACUAUAGGAAUAUUUCCGAUAGCAUUUGUCGAGCUAAACGCAGCGGCCAAGAAGCUCCUAGAAAGCGGAGUGGUAAACCAUCAACCGUGUCAUCCGCCGCAACAACAGGGUCAGCGUGCGCUUCCUCCGGUUCCCCUGAUCGAUCCCACAGUCGUUACGGAGUCCAGUUCGGGUUCCUCGAACACCAACAGCACGCCGGCCAGCAGUAACUCCAGCUCCACUUCCAGCUCAAACAAUUGCAGCCCAAAUCAUCAAGCAUCGCUGCCGAACACGCCCCAGCAUAUGGUGGCCUCUGGAUCAGGAUCGGUUCGCUUCCGCGACAAGGGAGCCAAGGAAAAGCGGCACUCGCUGAAUGCCUUGCUCGGAGGAGGAGCUCCUUUAAGUCUGCUGCAGACUAAUCGCCAUUCGGCUGAAAUCCUCAGCCUGCCGCACGAGCUUAGUCGUCAAGAGGUGGCUUCUAAGCCCACUACCGCCUCGCAGUCGUCGCGUGUGCUCAAGACUAAUGUCCAGCAGCAAAUGCCGCCCACUCUUCCGUGGGGCUACUUGGCCCUCUUUCCUUAUAAGCCGCGGCAAGCAGACGAGCUGGAACUGAAGAAGGGAUGCGUUUACAUUGUGACCGAGCGGUGUGUUGACGGUUGGUUUAAGGGCAAGAACUGGCUGGAUAUUACCGGGGUAUUCCCGGGCAACUACCUGACGCCAUUGCGCACUCGCGACCAGCAGCAGCUAAUGCACCAGUGGAAAUAUAUUCCUCAGAGCACGGAUGCCCAGCAGGUACACCCACAGCAGCAACCGGUCGCCCAAGAUGUGCGGCUUAAUAACAUGCUGCCCAUGCAGCCACCGGAUUUACCGCCGCGUCAGCAGCAGGCUAACGCCACAAACACGAGCUGCUCAUCCGUCUGGACAAAACCAGUGGAGGCACUCUUCAACAGAAAGUGUGAACCUAAACAGGAAGUUGCAGCCGCCACCGGUUCGAGCACCAGUUCCUCCGGGGCAGUGGGCCUUAUGAGACGUCUAACGCAUAUGAAAACCCGUUCCAAAUCACCAGGAGUAUCGCUGCAGCAAGCACCGAAGGAAGCCAGUAGUUCUAGCGUUGAAAAUACAAUUAAGCCUACAGCAAAACUACAUCCAGUGCACGUGAGGUCCGGCUCGUGUCCCAGUCAGUUACAGCACAGUCAGCCGCUUAAUGAAUCCUCCACAGUGACAGCAGCUGCACCGUCUGCAGGACAACAGCAAUCAUUUAUGCCCAAGCAGCUGCCAGCACCCACCUGCAGCACUGUUUCGUACGGAUCCCAGCGCAUCAAGAGUAACAAGGAGCGUCCACAGUUAAUUUGCGCAAGGCAAUCCCUUGAUGCAGCCACCCUUCGAAGCAUGUACACCAAUGCGGCGUCGCCGCCACCCAUAUCAUCCGCCCCUUCCGUGACCCCAACCAUCUACUCGGCAGGCGGACAGCAGCAGACACUGACUGUAGGAGCAGGAGGUCAGUCGCAGUUGCAUGCCAAUAUGAUAAUUGCACCCAGCCAUCGGAAGUCGCAUAGUCUGGAUGCGGGCCAUGUGCUGUGUCCCAACAGCAGUGUGAUCACUGAGGCAGCCAUCAAGGCCAGUGCCACCACCAAGUCAGCGUACUGCACGAGGGAAAGUCGCUUCCGAUGCAUUGUGCCGUAUCCACCAAACAGCGACAUCGAACUGGAGUUGCACGUAGGCGACAUAAUCUACGUUCAGCGCAAACAGAAGAACGGUUGGUACAAGGGCACGCAUGCGCGCACCCAUAAAACCGGACUCUUUCCCGCCUCCUUUGUCGAACCGGAUCCAUAGGCUGCCUUUCCGCAGGACAAAAAAGAAUUUAUUAUGCGAAAUUCCAAAUUAUUUGUCAAAAUUGAUUCAAAUCGCUGGUCGAUUCGGGCUUCCAAUUCGCAAUCUAUCCUAAUGUUCUUUUUCAAAAAGAAUUAAUUUCGUAUUUUCUGUUUCCAAAUGCGCACUUCGCCUAUGUACUUUUUACGCGAUCCUUAAUCAAAAUAAGCUAGUUUUUAACGUAAGUCUUAAGCCCAGGUUACUUAACACUAGCGACUAGUUGGCUAGGAAGGAAAAAAUUAUGAAGAAGGAACACUAACAAUCUAACAGAUUCUCGUUGCCCUUAGUACGAAGGGUUAUUUGUAACAUAACAUUUUCAGCAAUAAACAUUUUGUACACACGC